Messenger RNA from [Torrubiella] hemipterigena, 1994 nucleotides. The record is from the annotation of a GenBank genome assembly. Lineage: Eukaryota; Fungi; Ascomycota; Sordariomycetes; Hypocreales; Clavicipitaceae.
AUCUUCGUUUUUCUUCCCUCCACCUCGCUUCUGACUUCAUCAUUCGGCCCUCGCAAGAGUAGCCCACUUUUUUUUUAAACCUCUUGAUAUACCCCUUCCCCUUCCAUACCCAUCUACACUUAAUCAAAACACAAUACAUCAUGUUGUUGGACUAUCUUCAACAUCGUCGAGACUGCCGAUUCAAGCAGGAUGAACGCGCCAGCAAGGUCAAGUCCUUGACGGCCUACCGCGGACCCUUCAGCGUUGUGGACCGCGAGAUUCUCAAUAAGUCAAUUGAAGACCUCGUCGACGAAGUCCAGAAGGACCCCAGCAAGGCUGCCCAGCUCCUCAAGACAUACGGCAAAGUUGCCCUCAAUGCCCACGAGAAGACCAACUGUGUUACUGAGAUCCUUCUCUCCGAUGCCGAGAAGUGGCUGCACGAUGGCUCCAUCAACUUCAAGGGUCCUCUUGCUGGUAUCCCCGUCAGCUUGAAGGACACCAUCGAUGUCGCUGGCUACGACAGCACCGUCGGUUACAGCAAGUUUGUCAACAAGCCCAAGACUGAGGACGGUGUUACCACUCGCAUGCUCAAGGAAGCUGGUGCCAUCCCCUAUGUCAAGACCAACAUCCCCAUUACUCUGCUCAGCUUCGAGUCCCAGAAUGACCUGUGGGGUCGUUCCACCAACCCUCACAACGCCAAGUACACCCCUGGUGGUUCUACCGGUGGUGAGGGUGCCCUCCUUGCCAUGGGUGGCAGAAUCGGCAUUGGCAGUGAUGUCGCUGGCAGUGUCCGCUGCCCUGCCCAUUUCUCUGGCUGCUACUCCCUCAAGUGCUCUACUGGCCGCUGGAUGAAGCUCGGCAUGAGCACAAGUAUGCCCGGCCAGGACGGUAUUCCCGCCGUAUACAGCCCCAUGGCCCGUACCCUCAACGAUCUUACCUACUUCACACGCGCCAUCAUUCAGAUGAAGCCUUGGACUUACGACUACUCUAUCCACCCCAUCCCCUGGAGAGAAGAUGUUAGCAAGACCUACCUGGAGAAGAAGAAGUUCCGCGUCGGUAUUCUACGCACAGACAACGUCGUGGACCCCAGCCCUGCUUGCAAGCGUGCUUUGGAGAUGACAGAGGCCGCCCUGCGUCGCGCUGGCCACGAGAUUGUCGAGCUCGACCCUCCUUCUCCCUUUGAGGCUCUUCAGAUUGCUUCGCAGCUGCUCGAUGCCGACGGUCUGGAUACCGCCACAUCUUUCAUGCGCAGCGGCGAGUGGCAGGACCGUGGUGCCAACCAGAUGCGCUUCUACGCCCAGCUCCCCCGCCCCGUCAAGUACAUGUACUACCUCUGGGUCAAGUACGUCCGUCGCGAUCCCAUCUGGGCCGACUUGCUUGUCAACUGGCACCCCAAGACUACUACCAAGUACUGGGCACUCAUUGCCAAGCGUGAGCUGUACAAGCGCCGCUUCUUCGAGCACUGGGACGAGAAGGAGAUUGACUUCAUGAUUGCACCCCCCAACGCCACCCCGGCUGUUCCCCACAACGGCAUGAACGACGCUUGCGCCAGCUGCGGCUACACCUUCAUGUUCAACCUCCUCGAUUACUCUGCUGGUGUCAUUCCCGUCACCCACGUUGAUAAGGCCAAGGACCAGCUCCCCAAGGACUUUAACAUUAACAAGCUCAACGGUAUUGCCCGCGGUGCGUACAAGCACUAUAACGCUAACGAGAUGCACGGAUUGCCUGUUGGUAUCCAGGUUAUCGGUCGCCGACUUGAAGAAGAAAAGGUGUUGGCUCUCAUGAAGAGAGUAGAGGAUGCUCUGGGCGACGACAAGUACAAGCUUCUUGAACUUGAUUAAGCGUCUUCGUUUUGCUUUUGUAGUGUCCGUUUUAUUAGCCUUGUAGUAAUGUAAAAGCCAUCUUGACUUCGCAAGCAAUGCUCUACACACCUCCUGUCUACACACAACGCAUAGAUUUGAAAUCUAGUUAAACCUCGGCAGCCAACUGUCCUCGCAUACCUUGCUUAAUAAAAU